Bathycoccus prasinos is the source of this 2301-nucleotide messenger RNA. RefSeq names its product oxidoreductase. The record is from RefSeq and is a predicted model, not a curated record. The coding region runs from base 1 to 2301 and encodes 766 amino acids. Lineage: Eukaryota; Viridiplantae; Chlorophyta; Mamiellophyceae; Mamiellales; Bathycoccaceae. The transcript has a single exon.
AUGAAGAAGAAGGAAAAGAAACAAAACCAUCAUCGGGAAGAAGAGCACCAGCAGAAAGAAGAAGAAGAAGAAGAAGAAGAAGAAGAACAAAGCGCGACGAUGCGGUUCGAGGAAAAGCUGAACGAAAUUCGAGGCUUUUCUGCGGAGGAAUUGAACGCGUGCGUGAAAGUUUUACAACGCGUCGCACCGGCCAAGAAUACCGCGAAGUACGACGAGAAGACGUUAGAAGAAGAGGAGAAGGAAGAAGAAGAAGAGGAAGAAGGAGAAAGGAAACCGCGAGAAGGAGAUGAAAGUGAGUGCGCUGCUUUUACCGAGAAGACGUCGUCGUCUUUAAAGUCAAAGUCGUUUAAAACCGUUCUGGAACUGAAACAACACAAGCGCUUGCGGACGUCGCUCUUACCGCUCGUGGAGUAUUUCACCGCGAAACUGUACCGAGGACAAGACCCGAAGGAAUAUCGCGAGCGAACGCAAUCCAAGAGGGCGAAAAACGAUCGAAACCAGAGAAUGAGAGCGAUGGAUCGAGACGCGGUGGCGAAAACAAAACUGAGAGAAGAACGGAUGAGAAAAUUGAGACGGUUGGAGGAGACGAAUUUUAACAACGACGCCUCGGAAGAGGCGGAGGUGUUGGAGUGGAAGAGAGAGACGGACGACGCGGGGAAGCGCGCUUUAGGAAACGGCACCGAGGAUGGUGGCGCCUGCGCGAUAGAAGAGAAGGAAAAGGAAAAGAAACAAAAACAGCUAAAAUCCAGCAUGUUAGUACCCGACGGCGUCGUCGAGGAGGAAGACGUGGAGAACAUCAUGGACGACGACGAAAAACGAGCGACCGCGCAGAAUACGCUACACAAUCCAAACGCGUGUUACUGUUGCAAAAAACGUUUCACCGAAGUGCACCAUUUUUACGCCUCCAUGUGUCCAUCCUGCGCGGAGGAAAACUAUUUUCGACGACAUUUUACGUGCGACAUGAGAGGAAGAUAUUGCAUAGUCACCGGAGCGAGAGUUAAAAUAGGAUUCCGGGUCGCUUUGAAAUUGCUCAAAGCGGGAGCGUUCGUCGUCGCGACGACGAGGUUCCCGGAAGAUGCUCGAGAGCGGUUUAAGAGAACAGACGAGGAGUUGUUGAGAAAACAAAAGCAGAAAGAAUCGUUCAUGAGUCGAUUGAAAAUCGUCGCCAUGGAUUUGCGAGACUUACCGGCGCUCGAAAAACUGUGCGAGAAACUAAAUAAAGAGCUCCCAAGAUUAGACGUCAUCGUAAACAACGCGUGUCAAACCGUUCGGAGACCGCCGACGUACUAUAAACAUUUACUGAAGGGUGAGUUGGUAAAAAAGAAGGAACGUCGCGAAAAGCGAAGAAUGAUUGGAAACGGGGGAGGAGAAGGAGAAAAUGACAACUUACUUUUAACAACCACUACUACUGAUGAUACCAAUAAUGACGACGACGACGACGAAUGGACGGUGCCUACGUCUGUGUUGCAAUCGCAACUCGAAGUUCUCGAAAAAGAUAAAGAGUAUGCCGCUGCCGACGAGACGUCGGCGAUGAUUACGACGACCGCAAAAACGAAAACAAACGCCGUCUUUCCGGAAAACGUCUUCGACGUCAACGGACAACAGGUCGAUUUGCGAACGCAGAAUUCGUGGACGAUGAAACUCGGGGAGAUCGAAACGCCGGAACUGCUCGAAGUGCUCGCGGUAAACGCCGCGGCGCCGUUCGUUUUGAAUGGCAAAUUACGCGCGCUCAUGAAACGCACGGCGAUGGAACUUCCGGUACCCUCGAAGACGAUAAAGACGAUGCAGGAAGAUGAAAAACGAUGCGCGUUUAUCGUAAACGUUUCCGCCAUGGAAGGUAAAUUCUACCGCUACAAAACUGCCAACCACCCGCACACGAACAUGGCCAAAGCCGCGUUGAACAUGAUGACCGCCACGUGCGCCAAGGAUUACAAAAAAGAUUUCAUAUACAUGACCUGCGUGGACACCGGAUGGAUAAACGACGAAAACCCUCUCCCAGUCGCCUCGAGAAUCGCUAAGGAACACAACUUCCAAACCCCCAUCGACGAAGAAGACGCGGCGGCGAGAGUCGUCGGCCCGAUUUUCGAAAGCGUCGCCGAAGACGAAGACGACGACGAAGAAGAAGAAAAAGAAGAGAAAGAAGAAGAAGAAGAACAAACCCGUGGUCGCGCGAAAUCAUCCUCGUCGCCUUUUCUCGCAGGGAGAAGAGGAGGAGGAGAAAGAAGGGAAGGAGGAAGAAAAAGAGUUUGGCCGCCAAAAUCUGGCGUCUUUCUCAAAGAUUUCAAAGAGAGCGAAUGGUAA